GUUCACAUACAACAUUUCGUUUCAGUGUAUCUCUGGCAACGUCCAAGUGAGCAACUUUCAACCGCUCUUGCUUUCUUUUUUCUUCCAUCCGCCAACUUUAACGGAAAACGAACUUGGAUAUAAUAUAUCGUCUGCUUUUGCAAAGGUUUUGAGUGUCACAGAUGGUGAAGAUAGGAAGCAAAAAGGAACACAAAUAUUCAGCCACUCUAUAACGCCAACACACCCUCUAAGUUACAGCACAUCGCCAAAAUCCAUCUGAAGAAUGCGCCGACACGAAAUUUCGCCCAUUGACUCCUGACCUCCGGCACCCCCUUCUAGCCAGCUCUUCUUUCCAGUUUGGAAUCUGUAUCUGUUGGUUGGAGGGUGAGGUUCAAGUCCAACCACCCAUGGAGAUCCAGAGAGGAAAAAACACAGUACCGUUCCAUUCUUUCAAAGACAACAAAAAGGGUGGUAAAACCUUUGUAAUUGCGCAUCACUCAUUGCUUGGUUGCGAAUGGAUUGUAUUGCGUGUUUAGAAAGUGCACGCAUUGUAGUUUUUUUCUUUUUUUUAAACAACGACGACAACUUGGUGCUCUCUCUCAGAAGUAAUCCUUUUGUUUUGAAAAUGUUUUAACUCAGUUGUAUAAUUACAGUCUGGUGGAAUGUUUAAAACAAAAAUUUGGUGGAUGAUUACAAACGAUUACGAUUUGAACGAAAUUGUUUAAUUUAAACGUCGUUCGUAUGCUGUUGAAUGGCAAAAUUAUGCUGUUGGAACGACAAUGACAAAUGUGUGAAAAUUAUGUAAAUUAGGCAAAUUGAUUACAAACGAUUAAGAUUUGAACGAAAGUGUUUAAUUUAAACAGCAUCUUUUAAAUUAAAACUUUAUGAGAGAAUUAUGCUGUUGGAAUGACAAAAAUAAAUAUAUGAAAAAUUGUGUAAAUUAGGCGAAUGAUCACAAACGAUUAAGAUUUGAACGAAAGUGUUUAAUUUAAACGUCAUUUAUAUGCUGUUGAAUUACGAAAUUAUACUGUUGGAAUGACAAUAACAAAUGUGUGAAAAUUGUGCAAAUUAGGCGAAUGAUUACAAAUGAUUAAGAUUUGAACGAAAGUGUCUAAUUUAAACAGCAUCUUUUAAGUUAAAACUUUAUGAGAAAAUUAUGUUGUUGGAGUGACAAAAAUGAAUAUUUAAAAAUUGUGUAAAUUAGGCGAAUGACUGAGAACGAUUACGAUUAGUACGAAAGUGUUUAAGCAGCGUCCUCCACACAUGCAUGGUUUAGUGGACGUUUAGUGGAGUACAAAAAUAAACUAAGAAAAUUCUCAUCACUAAUUUCAUGCUUGCAAAUAAUAUUUAAUAAUUAUGUAUGAUAUCUUAUUUUAUAAUAAGUUUUAGAAGCAUUCUAAAUUAGUUUUUGAAGUCAAUUUUAAUUUUGUUAAUUUCGCAUUCAUCUAUGAGAUAUUUUUCUGGGUUUUAUUAUGGAAGAAUUAAAUAGUUGAUGUUAAAAAAAAGCACGAAAGAUAAAUACUGAUAGAUAUCGACGAUCUAAAGAUAGUCUGAAUCUCAUACAUUCUUUUAAAAAUUUAUUUUUUUAAACUCAUUUCAAAAAGUUAUAUAGUCUACUUAUCAUGCAAAUCAAGAAAAAACAUAAGAGGUAUACCAAAAAAACUUAAAGGUUCGUAAAAAGAAAGGGCGUAGAGGAAUUUUUUCCUGUAAGGAACUUGGUUUAUUUUUGUAUCUUUUAUCGUUUGAAGUAGAGCUGUUGCCAUAAAAUAAAAGUAUCUGAUAACACAGUUCAGCUCUAUUAACAAGAGUGUGCUAUUUAUUCCACGUAUAGUUACUUCUAUAACCUUUCUUCCGCCCUCACUUUCAGUAAAAAAAAAAUGUUCGAAGUUGAGAGGUAAUAGUAUGAAGAGGUGGAAAAAGCAGAACAUUAUCCACAGCUAGUUUUAAGGGUCGACAAUAAAUUCUGAAACGGAAGCAUCUCAACGAGCUGUAACGCCCACCCCCUUUUUUUUUUAGAAUAGCAUUAUUAACUUUUCCUAUUAUUGUAAACAUUUAUUUUCGUCUCUGAAGUGAAUGGAUUUACAUAUUCGAUGCACAUGAAAAGAUUUUUAGUUUUUGGACUAUGGAACAUAAAAAGAAACGUAAAAAAAAAUGGAGAUGAAGAGCUGUUGAGUUAGCAUGUAUACAGUUCUCACUUUUAUAAAGAAAUAGAGAACAUAACGUGGUGAUAAAUAGUGCAUGUUAUGCUAUAAAAGAGCUAAAUAUAGAGAGUAACUACAAGCAUUUUUACUGAUGCAUUUUUUAAUGCUGAUUUAUAAGAAGGAAAUAUCAAGCUCUUAAAUAAAGAAAUAAAACUAAACAUUUUGUGUAUUGAAAGCAAUAAGAAUUAUUUCACUGUUGUGUAGAACAUUUAAAGCACAGAUUGUAACACAAUAAUAUUAUUCAGCUUCUUUAAAUAAUUAACGCAUAUUAAUCAUAUAUUUUAGGGCAAACUUUAUAGUUAAGGUAUUUAUGAUACAUUUGGCUUACAAAAAUAUCUGGAUUAAUCAUAUUAGAUAACAAUAGUUGAAAUGCUGUUAAUUUAUUUAAUAUUCGGUGAUACUAUUUUAUGUGCAUUCGUCAAGAAUUAUCGGAACUCAUUUUUUUUGGUAAUUCCAUCUCAAAGCUGUUCUACUUAGAGUGCAGCAAAGAUAAUACUCUACGAACAAGCUUAAUUCUUAUUAAACUUAAAAUUUGAUAGCGUCAGCACAAGGAGAAUAAACAUGUAAGUGUCAGUGUGCUCUAACAAUCUAUCUUGGUGACUGUCCGAUUUCACGCUCAAGUUUUAGGAUUGAGAUCUAAUCUAGGAGUGAGCGCAGAUUUUGUGUCGGCGAACGAAGCCCUAGAUCGACAAGUGAAGUGUUCGAACUUAGUAAAGCUUCAGAGGAGAUUUAUAAUAGAAGCCGUACAUUUUUCUUCCAAAAGGCGUGCGCCGGCGCUUUGCCUUCUUAAACACAUAAAAAGGCGACUGACGAAACGUGCUGGAUACGAUUCACUUAGCUUUUGCCACGGUCGUGACAAACUGAUCGUGAUACUAUCUGCCUUUAGAGUUCGUCAAACUAUUCCAUCGUGCUUUUACUUCUGGGUUUCUGAUAUCGUUUUCUCCCGCCAAAUAAAAUAAAAUUUGAAAUUCAAUUGGAACAAAAAACAUUCAUAUUUUCUUUAUUACUUGACUGAAUAAAUAUCAAUUGGCGACAGAGUGUGAAAAUAUGACUAAUAUUCCAGCCUAGCUGGUGCUUAUUCCUUUGUUUGACAUGCAGUGUCAAUGAUGUAAUAAAACAUACCUUCAGGAUAUUACAGCUGUAACAAAAGUAUUGAGAAUUUCGACAGAAGGUACAAAUUAUUUUAUAAGGGAGAUAAUAAGUAGAAAAUGAAUAACAUUUAUUGUGCGGAUAUGAUUUAUUUUAAUUUUAAUUAUGAUCAUGUAAGCCCAUCAUCAUGUCAACUAUAAGUGCCGAACCAUCAACCUCACCAACGCCCUCCACUCACAAAGUGAAUGGCGGUAUUAACCAAAGACUCAACAUCAGCACUCUUAGCUCAUCCAUUUCUAAACAUCACCACACAGUUAUCACACCAACACCAGUUGCUAUGAUAGGACAUAGCUCGACGCCUGUGCAUGCUACUGCUCAGAGCACCAGUACCAUGGGCCCAUCCUCUAUCGCAAAUAUCACUCUCAACAGCAACGCCACUGCCAAGCCUUUGUUAGAUAUAUCCAGAACUAGUAUCCAUCCUGGUUCGGUACUUGAUACUUCGAGAAGGACUCCUAACAUCACUCUUAAAGAUGAUGUCUCAACUAAUGAAGAGCAUGAGAGGAGAGCUAUUUACCAAAUGCUAGCCUCUUUAGCUCUUCUGUGCAUCUUGAGCCUUCUUAUGUCUUUUUUGGCAUUGUUUUUUCUUCAAAAACUUGGACCCAUGAUGAGUGCUGUUCAAACGAUUGAGCCGCCAACUGAGAGACCGUCUCUGAAAUCGGCGGCAGUAACUAAGGUACCUCCCAGAAAAAUAAUAGUCACUUCUGAAGAGUAUAUGACAGUUUACCAAGUAUCUGUGGCGCUGAGUACCUUAACGAUAUCUCUAGAUUUGUGUUGCUUGUUCGUCUGCUGCAUACAGUUUCUUUUUGCUAUAAAGCUCUUAAAGGCACCUCAAGGUGAUGAAAGGACAAACAAGUUCUUGAAGAGAAGUGCCCACACCCGAAUUCUAGCCAUUGGUGGAUUUUUUCUAUCUAUACCUCUUUUUUUCACUGGGGUCAUCUUGUUUACUUUUAUUCAUUUCAACGAAAUACCCGCCAUGGCAACAAGUAUUGUAAUAGGACUUGGAAUUGUAUUUUGCGGUGUUGCAAGUGUGCACAAUGUGUACCUGUGGCAAUGGGAAAAAACCAGAGCCUGCAAAGAUCUUCAUCAAAGUCGUUUGAGUCAACUUGGAUUGGAUGUAACUACUCAAAGGGCAACAGAAUUGUCAACACUUGUAUAAGCUUUAGGCAAUUUUACAAAGCAUUGUCAUUUUUUUUUCUUCAUAUGUAUUUAUUAUUUUCAAGUCAAAUUUUUCCUGUCAAAUCUAGCCUUUUACUUUUUCACUAUUUUUUGUCAGAGUAAUGUGUAGCUGACCAACAUUUAUAAUUUUAACUAAUAAUUAUAAUAACUUUUAUAAUUUUUUCCAAGAUUAAAUAUUACACUUCAACUCACCGUUAUCUCACUAACUUCUUUUCAAAAGCCAUAAAAUGUUUUAUCAGCUUUUGAGGUCCUUUUAUAGUUAGUAUCGUUUCUUUCUAAAACAUAAAACAGUGAUUCCCAAACUUUUUCGAUUGAUGGUUAAUUUCUUACUACUAAUAAACUCAGUGGCACGACAGCUCAUAGAGGGCCAAGGCCUACUAUGCCCAUCUCAGUUUUCUUGACCUUGGGCUCUGGGCUGUAGGAGUAAAUGUUCGGUUAGGUGGUCAGCCGAACGCGGAACCCCCAAUGUUUAGUUCCCAAGCAUGCUUGGUACUCAUUUAUCGACCCACUGAAGGGAUGAAAGGCUGAGUGAACCUUGCCCGGUCCGAGGAUCGAACCCAGGACCUGCGGCACAGGAGCGCGAAGCGCUACCACUCAGUCACCGGGCUUCCGUUUUAAUUUCUUACAUCUUGGGAUAUUUUUAAAGCGUUGUUGCCGUAUAUAUAUAUAUUGUAAGAGUACAAUUUUGCAAAAAAUAACACAAUAAAAGCGCAUUUACAAACAAUAAACUAGAUAUGUUAAAUUGUUAUAAUUAUAAUACGCACUAGUUUCCAUUCCGCCUUUGUUUCAGACGUGAUGCUACCUAGCAUUUGCUUUCCAUCGAAUACUUAGGGAAUCACUGCUCAAUAUAUAGAUAAAUAUUUGACAUUCUUGUAAACUGCUGUAUUAGAGGCUUCCUCAAAAAGCUUAGUAGCCAACUUAUUAAUUUUUGCAGUAAUUAACUAAUGAGAUGUUUAAAAUAAUAAAGUCUAAUGGAUAUAUUGUUUCUUUCUAUAUUUUCUGAUUUUUUAUUACCGUCUGUGUGCAUGAAUUUUUAAACACUUACAAUUUUUUGGUUGCACGCUUGCAACCAAACACAAAAAUGAAACGUGAAUUUUUAUUCUAUUCAAUUUUUAUAAGUCAGCAUAUUUUUAUUAUGAAUGUUAUAUGCUUUGUAAAUACAUUCUUCAUACACUGUUUAAUGUGCAAUUCACUGUUUAUUAUUUACGUAUCAUUUAUAAGUCGAAAUUAUUUAUACUUUUUUCUCUUUAUGCAGAAUUAUGUACUUUUUUGCAUGAGAUUAAGUUAAACAGGAAGUUUCUUUAUUAAAAAAAUUUAAAAAUAACAUCAGAAAUUUAUUAUGUCUUACAUUAGAAUGAAUGAAAUAAAACCUGAUCCAAAAAAGUAAUAAUUUUUAUAAUGCUGUUUCAUAACCAUUCUGUAUAUACUAAAAAUCAAUUCCAAGUAAAACACAAUAUUUUUUCUAGUUUCUCUAAUUGAAAUGUACAGUACUUACGAAUAAAAAUACAUAUCCAGAAAUUUAUUAGUUCAAUAUAAUUUAAUAACUGCUAUAUAUUUUUUUUUUAUCUUUCUCUUUCUAGUCGCUAUAUCUACUCUCUCUUUGAUCAUUGUUUGUAAAUAAAUAUGAAAAUGUAACGAUGCAAUAUUAAAAUUACAUUACUCAUCGCCAUUGUAUUUUUUUAAUAUAAUUGUGUAUAUAGUCUUUGCUGUAAAUAUAAAUGUUUUUAUACUAAGCAAGUUUUUAGUUUGUAACCACAAUUUUCAUUAAUUACUAUAACAGUGCUUUAUGAAAUGCAAUAAAAAUCAAAAUGCAAUUUUGUGAGAGAAAAAAAUGCAUUUAUUGAAACCUUUAUUUUUGCAUGUAUUUAAUGGAAAUCAUCUGUAGUUGUUUGAGUUAUUUUUGCAAGUGUCCCAAAAAAUUAAUGUUUUUAUUGAGAUUUUUAUUGCCCAAUCUGUUAAUCAUGGAAAAACUAUUAAACAUUUAUAAAUAUCAUA
Molecule: messenger RNA, 6500 nt
Organism: Parasteatoda tepidariorum (common house spider)
Lineage: Eukaryota; Metazoa; Arthropoda; Arachnida; Araneae; Theridiidae
Source: RefSeq, a predicted model, not a curated record